AUGGACUCGGAGUUCGUGGGCACGGCGAAACACGCCCCGGCAUCGCUCCACGACAUACUAGCGUACUCUACUGUUGACACCAGUUCCAAAGCAGGGUAUGAGGGGAGUCACGACCCCUCUCAGGAAUGCUACAUGGCUAACAUCCGGGACGCGGGGACCCUCGACCCGACGCGCGGGAUGCAGCCCCCUCCCGUUCAGCGCACCCCUGAGGAGCAGGAAGCAUACCUCCAAGAGAAAGCUCAAUGCCUCUGGGCUAAAGCCAUAGAUCCAGAGAAGAAACAAGCACAACUCGAGCGGGAGCAAGCAGGCCUCGGGCAACGACCAGAAACUCGUCUCCCGAGGACUAGCGCUCGUAACCCUGCGCCAGAGGUCCAGGACCAGAUCAUCUUACCGAGGAGCCCCAUUCUUCCCUCGAGCAAGUCAAAACGUCACCGCCAGGGCUGUUAUCCUCUGUAG
Messenger RNA from Miscanthus lutarioriparius, 456 nucleotides. The record is from the annotation of a GenBank genome assembly. Lineage: Eukaryota; Viridiplantae; Streptophyta; Magnoliopsida; Poales; Poaceae.